Messenger RNA from Dovyalis caffra, 312 nucleotides. The record is from the annotation of a GenBank genome assembly. NCBI's taxonomy places the organism in Eukaryota, Viridiplantae, Streptophyta, Magnoliopsida, Malpighiales, Salicaceae.
AUGGGGCUCUCAAGUUUCCCUAUCGCAGCUGAAGGAGUGCUACCUGUGCUAGUAAUGAACACAGUCUUAUCAGUUGCUCUACUUAAAAACAUGGUGAGGUCAGUGCUACAAGUGAUGGGUGCUAGUUGGACUCCUCCGGAUUAUGAGGAGGAACCAGAUGGACACGAUCCACAAGAAAAUGGGAGAGAGAGAAGAAUAUCAAUAACCCAGUUCAAGUCCUUGAACCAGAAUAACAGCAGUACUUGCGGGGGGCUCCUAGUACAAUGGAAUGUUGUGUGUGUCUAUGUGGGUUUGAAGCUGAAGAGGAGGUGA